AUGGAAGAGAGAAUCCUCCGAUCCCGGCCGUGCGCAACAAACCCAGGCUAAAACGCAUCUUCUAAACUUACCUAGUAACCUCGGAUCAGUUCACUAUAUAUACAUAAACGGUAGCCUGCACAGGACAUACUACAUACGCACUAGCUGCACAGACGCCCCACAAGAGUACUCUACAAGACACAACGGUACGUAGCUGAGGCACCAUGGGGUCGGAGGCCUGCCAUGAGAAGCCGCACGCCGUGAUGAUCCCGUACCCGGCGCAGGGCCAUGUCACGCCCAUGAUGAAGAUGGCCAAGCUGCUCCACGCCCGGGGCUUCCACGUCACCUUCGUCAACACCGAGUUCAACCACCGCCGGCUGCUCCGCUCGCGCGGGGCGGGGGCGCUCGACGGCGUCCCGGGCUUCCGCUUCGCCGCCAUACCGGACGGGCUGCCGUCGUCCGACGCCGACGCCACGCAGGACGUCCCCGCGCUCUGCAACUCCACCAUGACUACCUGCCUCCCCCACCUCCUGGCCCUUCUUGCCAGGCUCAACGACCCGGUCUCCGGGGUGCCGCCGGUCACCUGCCUUGUCGUCGACGGCGUCAUGUCGUUCGGUUAUGACGCUGCCAAGGAGAUUGGCGUGCCCUGCGCGGCCUUGUGGACGGCUAGCGCCUGCGGGUACAUGGGCUACCGCCACUACCCGCAGCUCAUCGAGUGGGGCUUCGUGCCUUUCAAAGACGAGGCCCAGCUCACGGACAAGGCGCACCUGGACACGGUGGUGCAGGGCGUGCGCGGCAUGUGCGACAACAUGAGGCUGCGGGACUUCCCGUCCUUCAUGCGCACCACCGACCGCGGCGACAUAAUGCUCAACUUCUUCGUGCACGAGGGCGGGCGCCUGUCGCUCCCCACCGCCGUCAUGAUCAACACGUUCGACGAGCUGGAGCGGCCGGUACUCGACGCCAUGCGUGCCAUCCUCCCGCCCCUCUACACCGUGGGGCCGCUGCUUCUCCACGCCCACCACGCCGUCCCCGGCGGCACCUCGCUCGACGCCCUUGGCUCAAACCUCUGGAAGGAGCAGGACGGCCUCCUCGACUGGCUCGACGGCCACGGCGCCAACUCCGUGGUGUACGUGAACUACGGCAGCAUCACCGUGAUGACGAACGAGCAGCUCUUGGAGUUCGCGUGGGGGCUGGCCAACAGCGGCUACCCUUUCAUAUGGAACAUCCGGCCGGACCUGGUCAAGGGCGACACGGCCGUGCUGCCGCCGGAGUUCAUGGCCUCCAUCGACGGCCGUGCCAUGCUCACGACGUGGUGCUCGCAGGAGAAGGUCCUCGCGCACAAGGCCGUGGGGGUGUUCCUGACGCACUCCGGGUGGAACUCCACGCUGGAGAGCAUCUCCAACGGCGUGCCGAUGCUCAGCUGGCCCUUCUUCGCGGAGCAGCAGACCAACUGCAGGUACAAGUGCACGGAGUGGGGGAACGGGAUGGAGAUUGACGGCGAGGUGAAGCGGGAGGUCCUGGCGGCGAUGAUACGCGAGGCCAUGGAAGGGGAGAAGGGGCUAGAGAUGAGGAGGCGUGCGGCGGAAUGGAAGGCGAGUGCGGUUAGAGCCACGCUUCCUGGUGGAUCCGCGGUGGCCAACCUGGACUCGGUGAUCCGUGACGUGCUCCUCGCCAAGUUCAACAACAAAAACUGAGUGAGGGCCCCGUGGUUGGGGGUGGAGGGGAUUUCAGUGAACAAACAAGCCCAAAGAGAAUUAUCCACAUGCAUGUUGGGGUCCAAUGCCUAUCCAAGAGGCGAGAGUCGAGAUUUUUUUUAAGACACGGGCAACUUGUAUUUUGUAUGUUUAUCAUCUUUAUUAUGGAACCAAAGUGUAUUUUGGGUAUUCUGUAUUUUGCAUGUUGAUUCCCUUGAUGGAACCAAAGCGUUUUUUGCAUUGUUGUUUUGUUGGUUGAACACCGGGGAUGACAUUGAUGUAUACAUGCAUUCUACCUAAUCUGUAUGCAAACCAUACUAUUGCCUGAAAAUUACACUAGUGUAUUCUUGUGCUUUUUUUUCACCAAUACGCCAAGCUGGCGUAUCAUUGCAUUGAUAGGUAGAAAGAGUACAAGGGUU
Molecule: messenger RNA, 2092 nt
Organism: Aegilops tauschii subsp. strangulata
Lineage: Eukaryota; Viridiplantae; Streptophyta; Magnoliopsida; Poales; Poaceae
Product: 7-deoxyloganetin glucosyltransferase
Molecular function (GO): quercetin 7-O-glucosyltransferase activity; quercetin 3-O-glucosyltransferase activity
Source: RefSeq, a predicted model, not a curated record